UUGACAUCAUUUCAAUGGCUGAAACAACAAUGAUGCCUGAGGAAAUAGAGCUUGAGAUGGCAAAGAUCCAGAGACUUCGGGAAGUCUUAGUCAGAAGAGAAUCGGAACUCAGGUUUAUGAUGGAUGACAUCCAGCUGUGCAAAGACAUUAUGAACCUUAAGAAAGAGCUGCAGAGUUUGGUAGCAAUCCCAGAAAAAGAGAAAACAAAGAUGGAGAAGCAAAGAGAGGAUGAACUGAUUCAGAAGAUCCAUAGACUUGUACAAAAAAGAGAUUUUCUUGUAGAUGAUGCAGAGGUGGAGCGAUUACGAGAGAAAGAAGAAGACAAAGAGAUGGCUGAAUUCCUUCGCACUAAGUUAAAACCCUUAGACAAAGCAACACAAUCUCUUACAAGCAGCCCAGCAGAAAAGAAGGCAGAACCUCCUCCAAGCAAGCCCACCAUUGCCAAGGCAGGAUUGGCUAUUAUUAAAGAUUGUUGUGGGGCCACACAAUGCAACAUCAUGUAGCUCUGGGCUCUCUACCACGUUUGUCUUUCCAAAUAUUUUCAUUGAAUGAAACUGCAGGGUGAGGGGAACAACCAGUGUCCCACUAACAGAAUCGAG
Apaloderma vittatum (bar-tailed trogon) is the source of this 599-nucleotide messenger RNA. RefSeq names its product chromosome unknown open reading frame, human C16orf45 (gene BMERB1). The transcript has 5 exons. The coding region runs from base 15 to 503 and encodes 162 amino acids. The record is from RefSeq and is a predicted model, not a curated record. NCBI's taxonomy places the organism in Eukaryota, Metazoa, Chordata, Aves, Trogoniformes, Trogonidae. Gene Ontology annotation, biological process: negative regulation of microtubule depolymerization. Gene Ontology annotation, cellular component: microtubule cytoskeleton.